This is a messenger RNA of Malus domestica (apple), 939 nucleotides long. Its product is annotated as agamous-like MADS-box protein AGL82. Gene Ontology annotation, molecular function: DNA-binding transcription factor activity, RNA polymerase II-specific; protein dimerization activity; RNA polymerase II cis-regulatory region sequence-specific DNA binding. Gene Ontology annotation, biological process: regulation of transcription by RNA polymerase II. Lineage: Eukaryota; Viridiplantae; Streptophyta; Magnoliopsida; Rosales; Rosaceae. The record is from RefSeq and is a predicted model, not a curated record.
AUGGUGGCUCCUACGAGAAGAAGCUUGGAACUCAUUCCCAACGAGACUGCUCGAAAGAUGGCAUUUCGGAAGCGAAAGAAGAGCGUUUACAAGAAGGCGGACGAGCUCUCCAAACUUUGUGACAUUGAUGUGGCCUUGAUUGUCUACGAAGCUGACCAAAGGAAGGGGAUUAGGCCAGUUCAGCCGGAGACGUGGCCGCAAGAUCCAGUUGAAUUCAAUCGCAUUCUCGGCAGGUACAAGACUUCCAAGGAUGCUGCUGCCCCCGGUUUCCUAAAGAGAAGCUUCAGUUUGUCUGAUUUUUAUGAGGCCAAGAUGAAGAAAGGUGAUGACGGUGAUGACGGUGAUGGUGGUGAUGGUGGUGAUGGUGGUGAUGGUGGUGAUGGUGAUGGUGAUGGUGAUGAUGAUGAUCAUGUCGAUCCCAAGCUUCAAAAACCGGGCAAUAAGCACAUUUCCGAGAAUAAGUACCCAACAUGGGAUGCUCGAAUUGACCUAUUUUCAGAAGAUGAAUUGAUUAAACUCAUUGCUUCACUCGAAGCCAAGAUACAGGCAUCAACACUGGAGAUUGAUUCCAUGGAAAGAUAUUAUGCUGUGAAACAAAAUCAAAAUUUAUCCCGAACUCACUCAAGCUCAAGCAAAACACCGCGAUGCUUGAGCCCUGCAUAUUUUGAUGUGCAGUUGCCCCCCUCUCAGGACCUUGUAAAUCCAUUUAUUCACGACGCAUUAGGCCAAAAAGUUACUCAUGAAUCGGCCCAAUGGGGUGGUUUUAAUAAGAAUCCGGUGAAUUCUACUACUACUAGUACUACAACUUCAGUCAUGGAAUCGAAGAAUCCAAUUAUUACUACUACUUCAGUCAUGGAAUUGAAGCCUCCAUUGCCUGUGAAAUGUCCAAUGCUGCCAAGUGCGUGGAUUUUGAACUCAGAAUUACAGAAGAAGAUUUAA